AUGGCUCCACGGGUGACUCGCCGAACUGUUGCUGAAAUUGAUAGAGAAUUUGAUGAGUUGACCUCUGCUUUAUCUGAUCCAAGGGAGCAGUUGAUCACCUCUGGGGAAAGAACAAGUAGGUUACGUCCACGUGCCUCUCAAGCUGACAAUACAAGUGAUCAUUUGGAUUCAGAUGAGGCCAUGGAUGAAAAUAUUCAAAUAAAUGCUGCAGCACACAACACUGAAGACCCUGCUAAGAAGAGUGGUAGAAAAGUUACAACCAACGAUCAACUUCGCAAGAGAAGAGCAAAAGAAAACAAUAUUGAUAUAAAGUUCCCGAAAGAUUUUGCAAAAGUUAUCAUUGCAUUCAAUGGCUGCUUAUUACAUUAUAUCAUUGUUGUACAACAAAAGUUUCCUGAGCUUUCAGAAGAAGUUAAAGAUUGUGCGAUGAGACAAGUAGAGAGUCAAUACAAUAAUCGACGUUAUCGUCUGCUUCAAGCUUACCAUAACAAGAAGCCAAGGCCGCAACAUGUCUCACCAGAAGACCUAGAAACUGGUGAAUGGCUUACUGCUAUACAAGUUUGGAGGGCUACAUAUGAGAAGGCUGAUGGGACAUGGUCCAUUCCAACGGGUGAAGAAAUUAUGACCAAGCUACAGGAAGCUGCUGGGAUACAUCAAGAAAAAAUUUCUUCUGCGCCGGUGUCCAUAGUGGAGCACUUCGCACUAGUUCUUGGUCGAAAGCCAAACCAUUCAUGUGGUGUUGGCAUUCGUUCUGUAAACCGAGUGGCUAAGGAAAGGAUCAGACUGCAGGCGCAAAUUGAAGCUUCUGAACAGCGUGAAGCUGCAGCUCAAGCACGUGCAGAUGCUGCUGAGCAACGUGCUGAGACUGCUGACCAACAGGCACAGGCUUUGGAAGACCAAGUUUCCACGGUGGUCGAAACAAAUGCACACCUGCAAGAAGAGCAGCAAUCCCAACGUGAUGAGCUUACUCCUUUGCGUCAAGCACAGAGUGGAGAAGUUGUUCGUCUAGUGAGAGAACAACUUGAUAAUCAAUUGGCUGAAUUAAUCGCACGCAUACAUUCUGGUGCCUCGUAG
This is a messenger RNA of Miscanthus lutarioriparius, 1074 nucleotides long. The record is from the annotation of a GenBank genome assembly. NCBI's taxonomy places the organism in Eukaryota, Viridiplantae, Streptophyta, Magnoliopsida, Poales, Poaceae.